CUCUCUUUGCUCAUAAUAACUUGUGUCAUGGUCUCGACGGCCUCUGCUAGAAAUUUCUAUCAAGACUUUCACAUUUUAUUCGGCGAACAACGUGCACAAAUACUCGACGGAGGACAACUUCUCACCCUCUCCCAGGACCAGACUUCCGGCUCCGGCUUCAUUUCUCAGAACCAAUACCUAUUUGGACGGUUUGACAUGCAAAUGAAGCUAGCCCCCGGGAACACUGCUGGUACUGUCACCACGUUUUAUUUAUCAUCUUCAGGGAACCAUCAUGAUGAGAUUGACUUGGAGUUUCUUGGAAACACUUCCGGGAAUCCUUACACUCUCAGUACUAAUAUCUACACUCAGGGAAUAGGGGGCAGGGAACAACAGUUCCAUCUUUGGUUUGAUCCCUCCGAAGACUUCCACACCUAUUCUGUCGUUUGGAAUAUCCAUCGCAUUAUAAUCUUUGUGGAUAACAGUCCCAUUAGGGUUUUCAACAACCUGGAACUACUUCAUGUUCCGUAUCCUUCGAGCCAGCCCAUGACGAUUUACGCCAGUUUCUGGGAUGGCGAUAGCUGGGCUACACAAGGUGGGAGUGUGAAGACUGACUGGACUCAAGCUCCUUUCACUGCCUCUUAUGGAAGAUACAGCAUCAAUGCUUGUCUAGGAUCAGACCACCAAGGCUUAUCAUCAUACCCGUACUCAUACUCAGACUGUGUUCCAACCUCCACGAAUAUGUCAAAUGUCGAUAAUUCAUGGAGAAACCUAGGGCUUGAUGCUGCAGGUCGAAACAGGCUUCGAUGGGUUCAAACGAAGUACAUGGUCUACAAUUACUGUGCUGACCGUAAUAAGUUCCCCGGUGGUCUGCCACGGGAAUGCAAGCAUUCCAAGUUCUAG
Fragaria vesca subsp. vesca is the source of this 879-nucleotide messenger RNA. RefSeq names its product probable xyloglucan endotransglucosylase/hydrolase protein 15-like. Gene Ontology annotation, cellular component: cell wall; apoplast. The record is from RefSeq and is a predicted model, not a curated record. The transcript has 3 exons. Gene Ontology annotation, molecular function: hydrolase activity, hydrolyzing O-glycosyl compounds; xyloglucan:xyloglucosyl transferase activity. The annotation marks the transcript as partial. Lineage: Eukaryota; Viridiplantae; Streptophyta; Magnoliopsida; Rosales; Rosaceae. Gene Ontology annotation, biological process: xyloglucan metabolic process; cell wall biogenesis.